Carassius gibelio (silver crucian carp) is the source of this 3531-nucleotide messenger RNA. It is a transcript of the gene col28a2b, whose product is annotated as collagen, type XXVIII, alpha 2b. Gene Ontology annotation, molecular function: serine-type endopeptidase inhibitor activity. NCBI's taxonomy places the organism in Eukaryota, Metazoa, Chordata, Actinopteri, Cypriniformes, Cyprinidae. The record is from RefSeq and is a predicted model, not a curated record.
AUGAUACGGCUCUGUGAAAGCUGGCUGGUUUAUCUGUUGGGAAUGCAGCUUGUUUUGGCUCAGCUGGGUAAACUUGACCAUGCUGCUGAAGAUGAUGUUGAUUUAGAAGACAAGAUAAAUGGAAGAAAUAAACCAAUCACCUCUAAUGUCAUCCCCAAAAACAAUGAUGACUGUAACUUGGAACUGGGUUUUUUGAUGGACAGUUCAGAAAGCGCCAAAGACAACCAUGCUCAAGAGAAACAUUUUGUUGCUGAUCUCGUUAGCAGGAUACGAAACAUCCAUCUCCAAACUGGACAGGGCUUGAAAUUCAGAACUGCUCUCCUUCAGUACAGCAGUCAUGUGAUCAUCGAACAGUCCUUCAAAGAUUGGAGGGGCGUCCCCACCUUCCAGGACCACAUCGGGCCCAUGCCUUACAUAGGGCACGGUACCUACACCACCUAUGCCAUCACCAACCUCACACGCAUCUAUCUGGAGGAGUCUGGCCCUGACAGCGUGAAGGUGGCCAUUCUGCUGUUUGACGGCGAGUCGCAUCCCAAGAAUCCUAAUAUCUUCUCCGCUUUAGCUGAUGCUAAGAACCAAGGGAUUCAGUUCUUCACAGUGGGUUUCACAUCCGCUGCCAAUGUGGAACAGCUGCGGCUCCUGGCCAGUCCCCCGGAUGUCCGCUAUGUACACAGCCAACAGGACAAAGGUGUCGUAGACAAGAUCGUCAAAGAGAUUACUGAGCUGGCUAAUGAAGUGUGCCCCCUUUCCCCAAAAUGCGCUUGUGGGAAAGGAGAGCGAGGACCCAGCGGACCACCUGGUAAAAAGGGUCGUACUGGAGAAGACGGAAGUCCAAGACCUAAAGGGCACAAGGGAGAGAGCGGAUUUAGCGGUCCUCCUGGACGAGACGGGACAGAGGGGAAACCUGGAUACAAAGGAGAAAAGGCUGAGCGAGGGGAGUGUGGGACACCAGGAGUCAAAGGAGACCGAGGUCCGGAGGGUCCUGUUGGUAACAGAGGAAGCAGAUCUCUGCAGGGUUUGCCUGGACCUAAUGGAGACAUUGGCCCUGAGGGCCCACCAGGCAAAAAAGGCGAGAGAGGUUUUCCCGGACCGCCAGGAUUAAAGGGCGAGACUGGCUUUGGGUUUCCUGGACCAAAGGGAGAUGUGGGGUUUCAGGGCAGAAUGGGUCCUCCCGGGCCACCUGGGCUUGGCGUGCCGGGCCAGCCGGGGGCACAGGGGCCGCAGGGUUUGCCAGGAGAGAAGGGCCCUCCAGGAGAGGGUUUACCAGGACCAAAGGGUGAGAGGGGUCUGGAGGGUCAGAGAGGACCCAGAGGACCAGUAGGUCCUGGCAUUAGAGGAGACAAGGGUGAUAUUGGUCCUCCCGGUCUUCAAGGACCAGUGGGGCUUCCUGGGGGGAUCCAAGGAGAGAAGGGUGUGGAAGGACCACGUGGACCCCCGGGAAGCAGAGGCCCACCGGGUGAGGGCUACCCUGGACCAAAGGGUGAUCAAGGUUUAGCAGGUGAGAUCGGUGCACCAGGAGAGAGAGGAGCAGGAGAACCAGGAGCUAAAGGGGAACCUGGUGCUCCAGGGUUAUCAGGAUUACCAGGUGUACCAGGAGAGGAUGGCGCUUCAGGACAGAAAGGAGAAACUGGAGCCCCUGGGUUGAGGGGCCCUGAAGGAACAGCAGGAGUGGGCAUCCAGGGUGAAAAAGGUGAUCAGGGUCAGCGGGGAAUCCGUGGGUCACCAGGGCCACCAGGAAUAGCCGGACCCUCGGGGUCAAAGGGACAGCCUGGCACCCCUGGGAGAAUGGGAUUACCUGGACUACCGGGACGUGCUUUAACAGGCCCAAGAGGUGACGUGGGCCUGCCAGGUCCAUCUGGUCCAAUAGGAGAGACGGGAUAUGGACCUCCUGGACCAAAGGUUAAUUUAUUCUUAAUUAUUGUUAAUACUCUAAUUAAAGGGGAUGGCUAUCCUGGUCCCUCAGGGCCUCCUGGUCUUCCUGGUCUUUCAGGAGAACCUGGUCCAGAGGGCAUAGGGAUACCUGGACCAAAGGGUGAUAUUGGAUUUAGAGGUUUACCGGGCCCACCUGGACCUCCAGGGGAAGGACUACAAGGACCACCUGGAAACAUGGGAAGACCAGGACCUCCUGGACCAACUGGGCCGCCAGGACAAGGCCUACAGGGACCAAAGGGUGAUCAGGGGUCACAGGGGGUGAGUGGGCCAAGAGGACCUCCUGGAGAAGGAAUGACCGGGUCAAAGGGGGAUCGUGGAGGUCAGGGUGAGAGUGGGAUGAAGGGGGUUAAAGGUAAUCUGGGAGAUCCUGGCAUUCCUGGACAAACAGGUAAACCAGGAAUCAAAGGAGAAUCUGGACUAACAAGGGAAGAGAUAAUCCGAAUGAUCUGGGAGAUUUGUGGCUGUGGAGUCAAGUGUAAGGAGCGUCCCAUGGAGCUGGUGUUUGUGAUUGACAGCUCUGAAAGUGUCGGGCCUGAUAACUUUGAGAUCAUCAAAGACUUUGUGGCAGCAUUAGUUGACAGACUUACCGUGGGGCAUAAUGCCACCCGAGUCGGUCUCGUUCUGUACAGCUUAGAGGUCAAGCUUGAGUUCAACCUCGCUCGCUACAUGACCAAACAAGAGGUCAAACAAGCGAUACACGGGCUUCACUACAUCGGCGAGGGCACAUACACUGGCUCUGCCAUCCACAAAGCAACUCAGGAAGCGUUUUACAGUGCAAGGACUGGCGUGAGGAAGGUUGCCAUUGUCAUCACAGAUGGACAAACAGAUAAACGGGAGCCUGUGAAGCUGGAAAUUGCAGUCAGGAAGGCGCAUGCAGCCAACAUUGAGAUGUAUGCUCUGGGGAUUGUUAACGUUAGUUAUCCAACACAGGAAGAGUUUUUCCAGGAGCUCAAUCUCAUUGCGUCGGAGCCUGACAGUGAGCACAUGUUCUACAUAGAUGACUUCAACACCUUGCCAGCUCUGGAGUCCAAACUGGUCAAUCAGAUCUGUGAGGAUGAAAACGGAGCACUUAUCUUCAGUCGCAUUAAUGGUUUUGAAAACGGAUAUGGUAUUAAUGGCAACCGCGUCAACGGUAACGGCAGAUACAGUUAUGGCACCAGUGUAAAUGAAGUCCACAGAGAGAACACAGGAACACACUCAGGGAUGAACACUGUCACUCAUGAGACUGGGAGAGGAGACACGUUUGCUCCAUCAGCAGCUCCAGACAUUAAUGAGGUUAAACGUGUACCUGAGACACCAGACACAAACCCUUCAGAGCAGAGCAGUGGUAGAGGAGAUACUCCAACGGUCACUUGGACAUCCACCCACCUUAUACCAGCACCACGACCACCAUUACCUAAAGAAGUUGUAUCUCUGGACCACUGUGAGCUGCUCCUGGAUCAGGGCCCUUGUCGGGACUAUAACAUCCGCUGGUACUACGACCCGCGGGCCAACUCUUGCGCUCAGUUCUGGUACGGAGGCUGUGAUGGGAACCAGAACCGCUUUGACACAGAAGAAGAGUGCAAAAAGACAUGUGUUGUUGUGAGAGCAGGACUGUGA